UCCGACUACGAAACUGAGGUGCAGCCGACCGAGCCUUCCACUCCGGACGAAGCUUUCUCGAUCGAAUCUUUAAUACAAAGAGUGGAGGAAUUUCAGCGAAGGGACCACCUGGAAACACUUGUCCAGCUCACAACCGAGAAUUCUGACCUGCAACAACGGAUUCUAUACUACCAAGAAGAGUGGUGUUCGACGCUAGAUUUGCUCCAACAUAUCCAUGAAGCACUUCUGCAAUUACAAAACGCCCUUGGAAGAUGCUUUCAAGAGCAAAUGGAGGCCGAAAGAUGUUGGCUUGCUUCUUGGCGCACCAGGGGCAAUGCUCCUGGUGAAUCCGGUUAUAGCCCAACCAGAUGGAUCUAG
This is a messenger RNA of Cladophialophora psammophila CBS 110553, 357 nucleotides long. RefSeq lists its product as uncharacterized. NCBI's taxonomy places the organism in Eukaryota, Fungi, Ascomycota, Eurotiomycetes, Chaetothyriales, Herpotrichiellaceae. The transcript has a single exon. The annotation marks the transcript as partial. The record is from RefSeq and is a predicted model, not a curated record.